AGCGGGAAAUAUUGCAGAUCGUAUCUUCUCGAUCUUUUUACUGCCCCAAAACGUAUUUGCCGAUUCCAAUCAAGCCCGGCUGAUUAUUAACCCUCGGCACACUUGACCUGCUGAGCUCAAGAGACAGACUUCUGUAAGAUUUCUAAAUCGUGUCCAGCCUCAAAACGUAUCGUUCGCGCGACCACAAAGAUACCGUCCGAUCACCAUCUCCCAUCUUCUUUGUCAACGCUGCAGGGCCUUGAAGAAUCAUAAAUUCGGGGUCAACGCCGUUUAGUUGUAGAGGACCAAAAGACCGCCUACCGUCAUGGCUUAUCUGUCGUCUCUCAGCACCCGUGAUCUAAACAUAUUGGAGAAAAUUCAGGAUCCAGAAUUCGACCCAUCCCAGACUGUGCAGGUAGAUUCAUCAUUACCCAAGGAUCCAAACGUCCAGAAUAUCACCGAGUAUGAGAGUAUUGCAGCAGAAGAGAAGAGGAUAAUAUUGGCGGUCCAGCAAGCCGAACUUCAGCUUGCUGGUCUGAGACCAAGGACGAACACAAACCCAGUCGACGCGUAUAAGGAGUGCCUAGCAGGACUGGGUACACUGCUCUCAUCAAAUCCAUCGUAUGGUAGUGCCAGGAACAACCGGGCGCAGGCGAGCCGGCGUCUGUACGGCGAUGGGAUGCUGGUUGCAGGAGUUGAGCCAUCCGAUAACCCCUUGAUCGUCGGUGGUGAUAGGGAUGAGAGGCUUUCUGCUGCAGGUCAGGCCUUGUCAGAUCUUGAGACCUGUAUAUCGCUCCUUUCACCAACCAGUCCGCAUGCACGCCUGUCUCCACACGCAGCGAAGACCCUGUCCCUUGCGCAUACGCAGAGGGCGGCGAUCUACCACCAGACAUCGAAAAUGCUUGCCAGAGGUGGUGAAUUAGAUGUUGAUCCGGCCAGGAGAGAGGCGUCUUGGAAGAGGCUUGACUUUGAAGAGGCUGCAUCGAUGGAUUUCGCUCUUGGGGGGAGGUACGGCAAUGAGAUUGCGAAAGGCUUGGCCGUCAGCACCAAUCCAACGGCGAAGUUGUGCGGACAGAUGGUCCGAGAGGCGAUGAAGAAGGAAUAUGGCCCGGCUUUUGGUGGAUAA
Molecule: messenger RNA, 1105 nt
Organism: Cryphonectria parasitica EP155
Lineage: Eukaryota; Fungi; Ascomycota; Sordariomycetes; Diaporthales; Cryphonectriaceae
Exons: 2
Coding region: 305-1105 (266 amino acids)
Biological process (GO): cilium assembly
Source: RefSeq, a predicted model, not a curated record